This is a messenger RNA of Python bivittatus (Burmese python), 6017 nucleotides long. RefSeq names its product RB transcriptional corepressor like 1 (gene RBL1). Gene Ontology annotation, molecular function: RNA polymerase II transcription regulatory region sequence-specific DNA binding. The record is from RefSeq and is a predicted model, not a curated record. NCBI's taxonomy places the organism in Eukaryota, Metazoa, Chordata, Lepidosauria, Squamata, Pythonidae. Gene Ontology annotation, cellular component: nucleus; chromatin; transcription regulator complex. Gene Ontology annotation, biological process: cell differentiation; negative regulation of G1/S transition of mitotic cell cycle; regulation of transcription by RNA polymerase II.
ACCGCGGCGCCGGUGGCAGGAGGAGCGGCUGCUAUCAUGUCGCAGGAAGCAGAGGAGCCUGCGGCUGUGCAGUGCCCUGUUCGGGCCGCGCUCGACCAUUUGUGUCAGGAGCUCAAUCUGGACGUUGGCAGCGCUUCGGAAGCCCUUCGGGAUUUCAUGGCCCUGCGGGGCACCUACAGCCUUGAGGGAGACAUUGUACAUUGGUUGGCUUGUGCUCUAUAUGUUGCUUGCCGUAAAAGUAUAGUGCCCACUGUAGGAAGUAGUUUGGUGAAAGGAAAUUGUGUCUCACUGACCAGAAUUCUACGUUCAGCGAAGUUAAGCUUAAUUCAGUUUUUUAGUAAAAUGAAAAAGUGGAUGGACAUGUCAAACCUGUGUCAAGAAUUUCGAGAGAGAGUGGAGAAGUUGGAGAGAAACUUUGAAGUGUCCACAGUAAUAUUCAAGAAGUAUACCCCAAUCUUUUUAGAUAUAUUUAAAAAUCCUUGUGAAGAACAACCUAAGUUUCAAAGAAGCAGGAAACAUAGACGGGUACCCUGUAAUGUUAAAGAUCUAUUCAACUUCUGCUGGACUCUAUUUGUCUACACAAAGGGUAAUUUCAGUAUGAUCGGUGGUGAUCUAGUGAACUCAUAUCAUUUACUUUUAUGCUGCUUGGAUAUGAUUUUUGCAAAUGCACUUUUGUGUCCGUAUAAAAGAGAUUUACUAAAUCCUUCUUUCAAAGGUUUGCCAGAAGACUUCCAUACAACUGACUUCAGAGCUUCUGAAAGGCCACCAUGCAUUAUUGCCACGCUGUGUGAAUUACAUGAUGGACUUUUGGUAGAUGCCAAAGGCAUAAAAGAACAUUACUUUAAACCAUAUAUUUCAAAGCUCUAUGAUAGGAAGAUUUUAAAAGGAGAUUGUCUUUUGGAUCUUAGUAACUUUGUAGACAACAACAAAGCCCUGAAUAAGGAAUAUGAAGAAUAUGUUCUCACAAAAGGUGAUUUUGAUGAAAGGGUUUUCUUGGGGGCAGAUGCAGAAGAAGAAAUUGGAACACCUCAAAAAUGUUGUGCAGCUUUACCAUCUGGGAAUGUAAGAGCUCAUGUUGAAUGUCAUCUUCACCAGCAUUUUGAGAAAAGGUCCUUUGCACCAUCAACCCCUUUAACUGGUAGGAGUUACCUGAAAGAGAAGGAAUCAGCAAUUACUCCAGUUGCUUCAGCAACACAGAGUGUGAGCCGAUUACAAAGUAUUGUAGCAGGGUUGAAAAAUGCACCAAGUGAACAGCUUGUAGCUAUUUUUGAAUCAUGUAUACGGAAUCCUUUGGAAAAUAUCCUGAAAGGAGUGAAAAAGAUAGGUGAAAUUUUCUGUCAGAACUAUACUCUGUCAACCAGUGAUCAACCAGUAUGCCACAUAGAUUUUGCUCUUCACCGAUUAAAAUUGGCAGAAAUUUUGUAUUAUAAAAGCUUGGAGACUAUAAUGAUACAAGAAAAACGAAGGCUGCCUGGCAAAGACAUGUCUACCAUUUUAGAGCAAGAUAUUUUUCAUUCCUCCUUGUUUGCAUGUUGUUUUGAAAUAGUGCUGUUUGCAUAUCGUUCACCAAGAACUUUUCCCUGGAUCAUUGAUGUUCUUAAUGUCAGGCCAUUCUAUUUCUAUAAGGUGAUUGAAGUGUUGAUUCGUUCGGAAGAAGGACUCUCAAGAGAUAUGGUAAAACACCUCAACAGCAUUGAGGAACAGAUACUUGAAAGCCUAGCCUGGAGAGAAGACUCUGUACUUUGGGAUGCCCUUCAAGCCUCAGAAGAUGAGGUUCCUAGCUGUGAAGAAGUAAUAUUUCCAUGUAAUUUUGAAACAGGAAAUGCAGGAAGAGGACUAGGAUAUCUUCCCAUGAUGCCAGCCUCUCCUAUAAUGCACCCCAGAGUAAAAGAAGUUCGGACAAAUCUUGAGGGCAAUUUUAGACGAGAUUUGCAGUUAUUGUCUCCAAUCUCUGUUUAUGACCGUUACAAUUCUCCUAUGGCAGGAAGUGCUAAAAGAAGGCUUUUUGGAGAUGAAAGCCCCCCCACAAAAUCUGUAGAAAAAAAACAUGCUGAAGGAUUGAGACUGAAAACAAACGAGCAUAUGUCUGUUUCACCUAAUGAGGUCGUUCAAAAUAUGGCACAUACCACAGUAACAAGACAGAAAGUAACAAUCCCAUUACAUGGUAACACAAAUGAGACAGGAAGGAUUACAUUGAUACCUACUGCAGUCAACUUAUCUGAAGACUCUAAAGUGGACAGCUACGGACAAGUCCCCCUCAGUGCUAAUGCUUUAAUGACUGUUUCUCCAAGUGAGCCUCCUCCGAGUGAACCUUUUCAUUCAGCAGGAAACAAGCCAAAGAAAACUGGAUCUCUAGCACUUUUUUUCAGAAAGGUAUACAAUUUGGCAAGUGUUCGAUUGCGUGAUCUCUGCUCAAAAUUGGAUGUUUCCAAUGAUUUACGAGGGAAGAUAUGGACUUGUUUUGAAUUCAGUUUAGUUCAUUGUACAGAUUUAAUGAAAGAUAGACACUUGGAUCAGCUCCUCCUCUGUGCUUUUUAUAUCAUGGCAAAGGUGUCCAAAGAAGAAAGAACUUUUCAGGACAUAAUGAAAAGUUACAGAAAUCAACCACAAGCUAACAGCUAUAUAUAUAGAAGUGUCUUAUUGAAAAAAGUACCAGCUGAUGUAAUAGAUGUAAAACAUGAGGAUACAUCAAAUGAAGGUGUCUGCAGGAAGAUAAACAAUUCUAGAGAUUUGGAAAAAGAAGAGAGAGGGGAUCUUGUAAAGUUUUACAACACUAUUUAUGUAAAAAGAGUGAUAAACUUUGCAUUGAAAUAUGAUGCUUCCAACCAUGAUUAUGUGGUGGAAGCACCUCCGCUUUCUCCCUUCCCCAGCAUUAAACAGCUACCAGUGUCUCCUCGGCGAAUUUCUCAGCAACAUUCCCUUUAUGUUUCACCACAUAAGAAUGGUACUUGCCUGACACCUAAGAGUGCGCUGUUAUAUAAAUUUAAUGGGAGCCCUUCUAAGAGUUUGAAGGAAAUUAACAAUAUGAUUAAACAAGAAGGACAGAGACCUAAGAAGAGAGCAAUAUCAAUUGAUAGUGACACAGAAUCACCAGCUAAGAGGCUUUGCCAGGAGAAUGAUGAUGUUUUGCUUAAACGUCUUCAAGAUGUUGUCAGUGAAAGAGCAAACCAUUAAGUCAGCAAAGAUGCUGUGAGCACCAAAGCUUCCUUGUGACUCAACUCUGUCCUUCCUAAAGUUUUUACUUUUUGUAGCUAGAUGGAUUACCAAUCACUGUAUUAGAAUUUUAUGAUGCUCCAUUUAUAGAAACAAAUUUUAUAGCAGUUAUGAAUUUUGAUUGUGUAGUCUAUGAAUAUUUAUGACAUUAUUUUGAAGGUUUUGAUCAGAUCUAUAUUAAUGCAUUUUAAUAUAACAAAUGUUAUUGGAAUUAUUAUGUGAAAGUAGGAGCUUAUGAGGAAAUCUUGAUUUUAAGAUUCCUUUCCCAACAUAAUUACAAUGUCAGUUAUUUUCUGGCAUGGUUAUUUGGGUUUAUGGUUCACUUCAAAAUAUUUUUUGGUUUUUAUUCUUUAAAAGAAUAUUAGGAUCUAUGCAUUAUUCUAAUAUAAAAUAAUAUAGUAAAAUCAUUAAUAUAGUAAAAUCAGGUGGUAUAGUUUACAGUGGAGAGAUGUCCCCUGUUUGAAUGGUUGGAUCAAUCCUUUGAAUAAGCUGUUCUGUAAAGCACUGAACUCUUAGCUCCUAGUAGAAUGGCAAGCUUUGUGCAGGAUGAACUGGAGUAGGAUUUGGGGUGAUUAAUUUUAGUCUUGCUACUAGGAUAGUUGUGUGAAAAUUGUUUGUGGUCUUUCAUCAUAACCUAUAUUGGUUUACUUUAUUCCAAGUUAGUUUCCUGAAGAGAUAGUGAGCCCUCUAAUAAAUAAAUGGAUGCACUCCUUGUAUAUUAAUAGAGCUUAAGAGGGCUACUUCUGCACUAUAGAUGCCUAUGCACUGUAUAAUAUCUGUAACAAGCAUGUUACUCAUUCAUAAUUAAUAUGGCUUCUCACAUGAAAAACCUGUCUACACGAUACUGUGUCUGGCUAUAUAGCAUCUCAAGUCUGUUUUUCUCAAGGGAAGGCUGAAGCAUUGUCUAAACAAGUGCCCUCCUCUGCUCUUAAAAUGGAAAAAUAUCUCUGCUGUAUCAAAGGGAUAAAAAAGCACCAUGUCUGAGAGAGGCUGCUGGGUUUAUCCUACCAUUGGCUGGGUUUAAAAAAGAUGUUCCAGUAUUUGUUGAGAUGCAGAAAAAAAACGUAUAUACUUGAGAAUUAUUUCUUUUUCUCUCUCCAUCCAAAAAAAAAACCCUAUCAAACAGUGAAAAUGAUUUCCUAGGAAAAUACUAUUCAUAUGCAUUUACCAAAGCUCUUGCUGAGCCCAGGAAAAUUAUAGGUUGAGCCAGUAUUUUAAGGUACUCCAGCCUUCUCUACUGAACUACUUGGUAAUAGAACCUUUAGAUCUAAACAGAGUCAGCCACCUACUAAGCAACUGUAAUUUGUAACAAUGUUGUAACAUUCUUUUUAAUAAUUUUUUCAACCUGAAAAAGCUUAUUUUCCUUUGUGUAGUAUCUACACAAAAUAUAAGCCUUAUCAAAUUAAGUGUAUGCAUAAGAUUAAUAUGAGAUAUUGUGAGGUUUUAACCGUAGUUUUCUAUCCUGGUCAAAUUUUUAAUUUUUUGCUGAAUUUUUUAUAAAGAGGGAAAUUCAUUAGGAAUACUUUAUAAAAGUAUAGAAAGAUAAAGUUCUAUCAUUACUGUAAAGGAUCGUUCUCACUUGAAUUGUAUUAAAAGUAAGAACCAUAAACUAUUUUGUAUUUCUGAUUCAUGUAUAGAAAGUUUUACAUUUUGUUAAGACUGCUUUCCUAAGAUUUUAAUUACUUUUAAAGGAUUUUUAUAUUUAGUCAGUAUUCCAAAGUAUAAUACAUUGAGAUCUACUGUUUAAUAAACCACAAAGCCAGGUAAUAAGCUGAAAACUGUUUUACAUCAGACUUAAAUAUAUUUAUUCUUUAUUGAUCCUAAGGAAGGAAGGAACAUUCAUAAGUGUGGAACUAGAAUGGUAUGCUUUUUAUAAAAGGUAUAUUUUUCGUUUGGGGGAAAAAUGGUGUUUUACCUUUUGAAAUAUUUGGCUUGUUAUCACAGAGUGUGGCAUAAAAGUAUACUCAGUAUACAGUAGUUUCAAUUAUAUGUAACUGGUUUUUUAUGUUUCUUUUCCAGUCAGUUGAUCUUAAUUAACUCACCUUUCUCUCAGCGGCAUCAGUACAUUCAAGGCAGGGGAGGUGUCUAGCCUGGGAUCUUCUAAGACAAAGAGCCCCUCCAGGCCUUCAGCCUUUUUUAAAAACAAAAACAAAAAAACAAAACUGGCCAAUGAUUGCUGCCAGAUUGGUGCAUGCUGAUAGAGGUAGCUAGGAAUUUGCCAAGGUGCCACAAUGGGAAGAUAUGGAACAACAGACAAAAGCAGGCUGUGAGCAAACAUAGCAGACUGCCUCCAUGCAUACUAACUCUGGAGACCACUAGAUGGCUGCACAGAGAUACAGAAACCCCUAACUUAUCAGUGCCCUUUAGUGGUUGUCUGAUUUUUGCAGCCCAGUUCUGGUAGUACAGUACAGUUCUACUCCUAACAGAGUGGUCCAAUUCACCAAUGUGUAUACAACCCAGGCACCAGAAUAGGUCUCCUCCUUCAAAUGUAGCCACUAGCUCUUUAGUUGAUGACUAAUGUCUAAUGUUUGGAUGGAGGCCCUAGCCUCCAAGAGGUUUGCCUACUAUCCAUAGAGCUCAAGUUAUGUCCUUGCUUUCUUCACUUAUCUGCCCCACAGGCAUAUUCUCAGGUCUGACGUUAAAAGGUUGGUGCUGAAAUUCUGCUUAAUUGUGCAUUAAUGAUUUACAUUCAUUAAGUUUUAUAUUAAUUAGAACUUUUGUAUUAAUUACAGGUUGAUUAGAAUAUAUGACUAAUGUUCCAGAUUAAAAAUUGGGUUUGGAUCUAUCCCUGUAAACAGACUUAA